This is a messenger RNA of Rosa chinensis, 672 nucleotides long. RefSeq lists its product as uncharacterized. Lineage: Eukaryota; Viridiplantae; Streptophyta; Magnoliopsida; Rosales; Rosaceae. Bases 1 to 672 code for a protein of 223 amino acids. The record is from RefSeq and is a predicted model, not a curated record. The transcript has a single exon.
AUGGGAAUUGAUGUGGAUACGAUAAUGAAGAAAGAAGUAAGAGAUCAUUCUGAUGAAAGUGUUGGAAGUGGUUAUAAAUUAUCAAGAGGCACUAGUGAAAAAUCAAUUGAUGAUGAUGAUGGUGAUGGUGGUAAUACUGGUGGUGGUAGUAGAUAUCAUGCCUAUGGUGGUAGUGGACGUGAUAACUCGUGUGACAAUAGUAGUUAUGACGACACUAAUCGUGAGGCGAAUUAUGGAAAUGACAGGGGGAGUGGCAAAUCAUGGUACUACAACCAAUAUAGUAGUGAUGAUCAUACUACUUAUCUUGGUGCAAAUCCUGAAUACAAUUCUGGAGCUAGAGAUACACAAGGAAGACGCGAUAGUCAUUUGUCUCUAAAUGAGUUUGACUCAGUUUCUUCAAGUCUUCGCUCAAUGGACAUAGGAACUCAAUAUAGUGAUAGCCCUAACCGAUUCCAUUCUCAUUAUCCUCAUCAUGAAAUGAGUUCUACCUCAGAAAGUACUUACGGAAUUGGAUCAAGCUCACAAGGUGGAAGCACAUAUGGCCUUUUUGAUCAUUCUUCGUCCCAAAUGCCGCAUGCUUCAUACAAUGAAACACCAUAUUGGGUAAUUCCACAAUUCCGAUUUAUGGAUGGCAUGUGGGAAGAGAUCAACACAUAUACAUUACCCAUGUGA